Messenger RNA from Mycena citricolor, 1131 nucleotides. NCBI's taxonomy places the organism in Eukaryota, Fungi, Basidiomycota, Agaricomycetes, Agaricales, Mycenaceae. The record is from the annotation of a GenBank genome assembly.
AUGGUCUCCCCACGCGCAGCUACCGUUUUUCUCUCCCUAGCGCUUUCUGCUUGCGCAUCGUUCCGCAACUACGGCAUUCCCGAGUCGGACGCGACCGUCGACGUCCGCGUCUUCGACGUCGGAACUUCCACCCUCGUCAACGGCACGGGCAUGAUUCUACACCCUAUACCGACCGGCCGAGAGACGAUGUCGUUCCCCUUGUUCGCGUUUUUGAUCGAGCACAAUGGGAAGCGUGUCAUGUUCGAUCUGGGCAUGAGGAACGACACCCAGAAUUUUGCCCCUAGCGUCGCCGGUAUGUUCACCGCAAACCUCUCCAAGCUCGAGGAGCCCAACGGAGAUAUCACGGGGCUCCUCGAGGCCGGUGGAAUUCCUCUGAACACGAUCAAUACCGUCAUCUGGAGCCACUCUCAUUUCGACCACAUCGGAGACAUGUCCAAGUUCCCCAACACCACUGAGCUCGUCAUUGGGGCCGAGACCAACACCGACACUUAUCCUCAAGUUCCCACCGCGAGUUUAAAAGUAGAAGAUCUUGCCGGACGCAUUGUGACCAAGAUCGACUUUUCGAAAGCCAACAUCACAUUCAGUGGCCUCAGGGCUGUCGACUACUUUGGAGACGGGAGUUUGUAUCUUCUGGAUACCCCCGGUCAUCUGGCCGGGCACAUCACCGCGUUGGCUCGCACCACCCGCUCCUCGUUCCUCGUCCUUGGUGCCGACUCGUUCCACCAUCCCGGCGCGAUUCGCCCCCGGCCCGCGUUCCAAGCACAAUACCCUUGCCCCGCCCAUCUGCUCGAGGAUGCCAAAACCAUUUCCACCGACUACUUCUGGUCACCGAAGAGUAUCUCGGGUGUAUUCGACUUGCCCUCGCGCCCAGAGCAGCUCCUCGCCAUCUCGGACUUAGCCACAUCGUUCUUCGCCAAUCCGGUCGACUCGCAGAUCUCAGUCGAGAAGCUUGCCAACUUUGAUGCGGAUCCCGACUUCUUCGUCGUUGUCUCCCAUGACAUGAGUCUGCGCGGGGUGAUCCCUAUGUUCCCCGCAUAUCUGAACCGGUGGAAGCACGAUAAACUGAAGGAGAAUACGGUGUGGGGAUUCCUGAACAAGUCCAGCCCGUCUUUUAUAUUCACUCCCAUCUAA